Molecule: messenger RNA, 690 nt
Organism: Melampsora larici-populina 98AG31
Lineage: Eukaryota; Fungi; Basidiomycota; Pucciniomycetes; Pucciniales; Melampsoraceae
Exons: 2
Coding region: 1-690 (229 amino acids)
Source: RefSeq, a predicted model, not a curated record
AUGCCCACAAUUAUUCGAGGUCCUAUCUCAUGGUCGGAAUCAGCGUUGAAAGAGGCUUUGAAGGACAAACUUGAAUCGAAUAUUGGACACUGCGAUGCGGUUUGCGAAGAUUGCAAAGCCCUUCACUGGCCAGCUGAGCGAACUAAAGCUUUACAAGGAACAAAGACACAUAAAUAUGGGCCCUGCUGUCAAGGCAGAAAAGUAAUGCUACCGGAACACUACUUUCCUCAGAAGCCAGUUACUGACGUGAUUAAGUGGCUUCUAACCUCCGCUGAUGCAGAUGCCGCGGGUGCGCGACGCCGAAUCAGAGACUACAACAAUGCGCUAAGCUUUACAUCCAUGGAGGCAAAAGGACAAGACCGGGACGUCACGGGCCCCAAAGGGGUAUUUACCUUUCGAUUGAAUGGGCGUUUACAUCAUCGGCUUGGUUCCGCAUUACCUGUGAACAAAAACAACCCGUGUUUUGCUCAAAUUUAUACGGUUGGAGAUGGAGGAACCCAAGAAGCACAAAUGAGACAAAAACACCACAGAGUAAAAUUGAAUAAUGAACUUUUACUCAAAUUGCAAGCAGCCAUUAAUGAUAGUAACGCCUAUGCUAAAUUGCUCAAAAACGCAAAUGAAAUUUUGUUGAACAACCCUGGUAGCAAGUUGGUGAUUAAAUGUGUUAAACCGGGGAAAAGGAUAAUUUGA